Acanthosepion pharaonis is the source of this 2208-nucleotide messenger RNA. Lineage: Eukaryota; Metazoa; Mollusca; Cephalopoda; Sepiida; Sepiidae. The record is from the annotation of a GenBank genome assembly.
AUGCACCGGAGAAGAAGCAUUGCUGAUGGAUUAGUUCAACGUCGGAACUAUCAAUCAAAGAAAAGUGGAAAGAAGGUCACUAAUAUCUAUCUAUCUAUCUAUCUAUCUAUCUAUCUAUCUAUCUAUCUAUCUGUGGUCUAUCUUCUUUUAUCUUUCUUCUAUCUAUCUAUCUUUCUGUGGUCUUUUCUUUUCUAUCUAUCUAUCUUUCUGUGGUCUAUCUAUCUAUCUAUCUAUCUGUCUAUCUAUCUAUCUAUCUAUCUGUCUGCUUCUUUUCUCUAUGGUCUGCUAUCUAUCUAUCUAUCUAUCUAUCUAUGGUCUGCUUCUUUUCUUUCUUCUAUCUAUCUAUCUAUCUAUCUAUCUAUCUAUGGUCUGCUUCUUUUCUUUCUUCUAUCUAUCUAUCUAUCUAUCUAUCUAUCUAUCUAUCUAUCUAUCUAUCUAUCUAUCUAUGGUCAGCUUCUUUUCUUUCUUCUAUCUAUCUAUCUAUCUAUCUAUGGUAUCAUCAGCUUCUUUCUUUCUAUCUAUCUAUCUAUCUAUCUAUCUAUCUAUCUAUGGUCAGCUUCUUUUCUUUCUUCUAUCUAUCUAUCUAUCUAUCUAUCUAUCUAUCUAUGGUCAGCUUCUUUUCUAUCUAUCUAUCUAUCUAUCUAUCUAUCUAUCUAUCUGUGGUCUGCUUCUUUUCUAUCUAUCUAUCUAUCUAUCUAUCUAUCUAUCUAUCUAUCUAUCUAUGGUCUGCUUCUUUUCUUUCUUCUAUCUAUCUAUCUAUCUAUCUAUCUAUCUAUCUAUGGUCAUUCUUUCUAUCUAUCUAUCUAUCUAUCUAUUUAUCUAUCUAUGGUCUGCUUCUUUUUGUUCUAUCUAUCUAUCUAUCUAUCUAUCUAUCUAUCUAUCUAUCUAUGUCAUUUCUCUUCUUUUCAUGUUUUUAUCGUCCUAUCUAUUUAUCUAUCUGUGGUCUGUUCUUUUCUAUCUAUCUAUCUAUCUAUCUAUCUAUCUCAUUUGUCUAUCUAUCUAUGGUCUGUUUCUUUUCUAUCUAUCUAUCUAUCUAUCUAUGUAUCUAUCUAUCUAUCUAUCUAUCUAUCUAUCUAUGGUCAGCUUCUUUUUCUUUUCUUCUAUCUAUCUAUCUAUCUAUCUAUCUAUCUAUAUAUAUAUUUUCUUUAUAUAUCUAUCUAUCUAUCUAUCUAUGGUCAGCUUCUUUUUCUAUCUAUCUAUCUAUCUAUCUAUCUAUCUAUCUAUCUAUCUAUGUCAUUUGUCUAUCUAUGCAUGUCUAUCUCAGUUUGUGAAUUAUCUAUCAGUUCAGGUAUGUAUAUAUGUAUCUAUCUAUCUAUCUAUGUACGUGUAUGCAUGUAUCUCUCUGUCUCCCCCUCUCUCUCUGUCUCUCUAUUCUGUCCAUCUAAUUGUGUCUAUCUAUCUAUCUAUCUAUCUAUCUAUCUAUCUAUCUAUCUAUCUAUCUAUGGUCUGUUCUUUUCUAUCUAUCUAUCUAUCUAUCUAUCUAUCUAUCUAUCUAUCGUCAGCUUCUUUUCUAUCUAUCUAUCUAUCUAUAUAUCUAUCUAUCUAUCUAUCUAUGGUCAUAUAUACAUUUCUAUAUAUAUCUGUCUAUCUAUCUAUCUAUCUAUCCAUGCAUCUAUCUAUCUAUCUAUCUAUCAUGGUCAUCUUCUUUGUAUCUAUCUGUCUAUCUAUCUAUCUAUCUAUCUAUCUAUCUAUGGUCAGCUUCUUUUCUUUCUUCUAUCUAUCUAUCUAUCUAUCUAUGGUCUAUCUUCUUUUAUCUAUGGUCUAUCUAUCUAUCUAUCUAUCUAUCUAUCUAUCUAUCUAUCUAUCUAUCUAUCUAUGGUCUAUCUAUCUUGUCAUUUAUCUAUCUAUCUAUCUAUUUAUCCUAUCUCAUUUGUCUGCCUUUGUAUCUAUCUAUCUAUCUAUCUAUCUUUUAUCUAUCUAUGUCAUUUGGUCUAUCUAUUCUGUCCAUCUAAUUGUGUCUAUCUAUCUAUCUAUUUAUCUAUCUAUCUAUCUAUCUAUCUAUCUAUCUAUCUAUCUAUCUAUCUGCGCGUAUGUAUGUAUCUCUCUCUCUCUCUAUUCUAUCCAUCUAUUUGUCUUUCUCUAUCUAUCUAUCUAUCUAUCUAUCUAUCUAUCUAUCUAUCUAAUAUCUACCUGGCAAAAUUUAAUAUAUUGUCUGUUUUAAUCUAUCUAUCUCUAUCUAUCUAUCUAUCUAUCUAUCUAUCUAUCUAG